Molecule: messenger RNA, 171 nt
Organism: Fomitiporia mediterranea MF3/22
Lineage: Eukaryota; Fungi; Basidiomycota; Agaricomycetes; Hymenochaetales; Hymenochaetaceae
Exons: 1
Source: RefSeq, a predicted model, not a curated record
GACAAUACCAGCAAAAAGGAUAUAUUUGCAAAGUCCAUCGCGUGUCUGCAGAUCUUCAAUGUUUUGGUCCAAACUAUUACACGCAAGGCCCAAUCGUUGUACAUUACCGAACUAGAGCUGAUGACGUGUGGAUAUAUUGUAUGCUCUCUUCUGACGUACGGUUUUUGGUGG